Rangifer tarandus platyrhynchus (Svalbard reindeer) is the source of this 309-nucleotide messenger RNA. The record is from the annotation of a GenBank genome assembly. NCBI's taxonomy places the organism in Eukaryota, Metazoa, Chordata, Mammalia, Artiodactyla, Cervidae.
AUGAAAGCGCCUGAGGGGCACGGGAGCAGAGCGGGCCUCACGCUCGUCUGCGUGGCGGACUCGAAGCACUUGCCACUCUCAGAGAAAUGGGAAGCCUGUGCCGGCUGUCCGGGCGGCAGACGGGUCCUCCGUCCUGUCGGCCUGCUGGUCACACCGGGUGUCGCUCUGCUCCCUGCGCUCGGGACGGCCGCCGGCACGUCCACAACAGUCACAGUCCUAGAACAUGCUGGUCUGUCUCGCUGCGAGAGUGACAGUGCUUUAAAGAUGAAACACGGUGCCUGCCAAAGAAGAUCGCAUUUUCGCCUCUAA